Acomys russatus (golden spiny mouse) is the source of this 2581-nucleotide messenger RNA. RefSeq names its product chromosome 5 C10orf90 homolog (gene C5H10orf90). The transcript is spliced from 9 exons. Lineage: Eukaryota; Metazoa; Chordata; Mammalia; Rodentia; Muridae. The coding region runs from base 145 to 2199 and encodes 684 amino acids. Gene Ontology annotation, cellular component: centrosome; centriole; cytosol. The record is from RefSeq and is a predicted model, not a curated record. Gene Ontology annotation, biological process: regulation of centriole replication.
GAAGUUGGAAAACUCAGGCCUGCCCCGGGGCUGGUCUCAAAUCCCUCCCGCUGUACCCAGUACCUGCAGCAAACAAAGAAAAUUGUGUUUGCCGGGCUGGCUCGCUGAAGUCACAAGAUUCCGGGCUGCACACAGUGCUCCGGAAUGCCUGCGAAACCUCCCGAGGAAGGAAAGGCUGUGCUCCCCACCUUUCAGAUAACUGCAUUUAGUACCAGCCUGAAAAACCAUGUAACAGGCAUGGACUUGGUGAAGAGAGACUGGCUUCCUUCCCAGAGAAAAGCCAAAGUUUGUUUUAUCCACGUGUGCCCGGGCCUGAAAGUGACUGAGCAGCCAGGGAGCAGCUAUGAGAUGAACAGUCGGCUUUUCUCAUCCCCAAAAGAUGACUCUGCCUGGGAAAGAAGUGAAACUCUUUCAAAAGCAGGAUUACUGGACAUGCGCUAUACUACAAAUGAUCAAAUCGCCCUUCAAAAUCUCCAGACUGAUGUUACAGAGAGGGAGUUGGACUUCGUCAAGGAGACACUGGCAUCGCGAGACACAAAAAUGCUAUCACCUAUUGUCAUUUCCCGGUUGAUUGAUGAAAAGAAGUCAAUGGAAAAUGGAGCCGUGUUGCCUCUGCCACAAGCAAUCGCUCAGCCUCAGCUGUGUACCUCAAAGCCAGCUGCAGCCAGGCGCAGUGGAGUGUACAUGCACAGGCCAUUUGUUUUAUCUCCAGAUGGACUGGGAAUUCUUACCCCACUGGCUGAGCAAGGCUCGGAGACAGAUCCACUGUCCGCAGGGGACAACCUAGGCAAAAGCCCUCACAGGGGGCUCUCAUCUAUUACCAUCACUGCCCGACGUGUGGGGCCUCCAGCCAGCAACUUGGUAUGGGACACAGGUAGGGACCCGCUCUGUCCGAAGUGCAGGACCAAGGAUGCUCGGCUCCAAAGUACCCCAGUUCUGGCUAGUGGUGCCCAUCCAUGCCAGCAUAAUGAACUCUUCACUUGUACAGAGUUCCCUAGUAAUAGCUCCAUAGAGGGACUGAAGGUUCCCCAUGCUCACUCAAGGCUAUGUGCAAGGCAGGAGCACUGGGUCCUGGAAGACAAAGGGGAUAGUGGUUCUUCAGACAAGUCGCCAUCGGGAAAAGUCCCACUGGUGUUCAGUUCCUGCGUCCACUUCCGGGUGUCUCAGCAGUGUCCCAAUGCCAUCUACUAUUUGGACAAGUCUCUUUCUAUCCCCCUUGAGCAAGCUCAAAUUGCCAGCCCCAAAAUGCACAGGUCUGUCCUGUCACUCAGCCUCCGCUGUAGUUCCCACAGGUUAACAGCAGAUGGAGUAGACGGCACAGCUAAUGGAGAGCCAAUCAGCAGAGCCCUGCCGCAGGAGCUCUUAGAGGGAAAGCAGGACCUCCUAGGCCCACAACGGGGCCAACCACAAGAAGGUCACUGGAAGAGGAGCCCAGCAUUGGUGCCAGCACAUUUGGAGAAUGGCACGUGCUCCCGGACUGGCUCUCCUCCACCUUCGGAAAGUGUCAAACUUGCAGACGUGGGAAAGAACCAGGUCCCAAUGGGAAAGGAGACAAAGGAUCGCGCAGCAUGUCCGACUAGGAGCCACAUCAACCAACUCUCCAUCCAUAUUCCUGGCUGGAGCUACAGGGCGGAUCACACAUGCUGCGACCUGGUUGUAAAACUAAAGGACUGCGAGAAACAUGGGGACCCCACUGCCACACCUGAGCCCUCGCCAGCAACCCCCUCUCCAGAAACCCCAGAGGGACCAGAGAGCUCUGACCCACUGGAAGAUAAUGCUGAGCCUCAGCAUCGGAUGGCCAGCUCUAUGACCUUGCAGGAAGCACUGGAAAUCCAUAGACCUCAGUUCAUUUCUCGCUCACAAGAACGGCUGCAGAAGCUUAAGCACAUGGCACAGCAAAGGAAAAGCCAGCAAAAGGAAAACCUGGGGCGGAAGCAGAGCCUACUUCCUGUCCGUGCCAACAAGAAGCAGUUCACCAUUCCCCACCCUCUUAGCGAUAACUUGUUCAAACCCAAAGAAAGAUGCAUUUCAGAGAGGGAGAUGCACAUGAGAUCUAAAAGGAUCUAUAAUAACUUGCCGGAAGUUAAAAAGAAAAAAGAAGAGGAAAAGAAAAGAGUGAUCCUACAGAGUAACAGGCUCCGGGCAGAAGUCUUCAAAAAGCAAUUACUGGAUCAGCUCCUCCAAAGGAAUGCAGUAUAAUCCCAGGUGGCCCUGCUAGCCACAGCCUGGAUCUGGAAGACUUCCAAUGACGACGGACGAAUCAUUAAACAACGCUAUCUUCACACGUGAAAGAUAACUUUUACUUUACUUCUGAUUUUUUUUUUUUUUCCCAUAAAGGAAAUGUCACUUUCAGAAUGACCCAAACAACAAAAGCAACACUACUGGAAGCAAUAGGUCAGCGAUCCAUUGAGGGGACUUCUCCCUCCUCCCCCGGAACCUACUAGAUUUAACCCUUUCCAUGUUUUCGCUUGUGGAUUUUACCCAUUGCUUCUGAAGUUUUCAUUAUAUCAUCCCCACUCAAGUAGGAAAUCUUUAUAGAGUCAAGCGUGUUUAGUUAGAUGUUUGGGAAUUUUUUGGGGGG